Molecule: messenger RNA, 784 nt
Organism: Drosophila willistoni
Lineage: Eukaryota; Metazoa; Arthropoda; Insecta; Diptera; Drosophilidae
Product: nuclear migration protein nudC-like
Exons: 2
Coding region: 27-734 (235 amino acids)
Biological process (GO): protein folding
Cellular component (GO): cytoplasm
Source: RefSeq, a predicted model, not a curated record
AUAUCUGAACAUUCGACACUUGAAAAAUGUGUCAGUUAAAUUUUAUAACAAUGUCUACCCAGAAUGAACACUUUGAUGAAAUUCUUAUGAAUUUGGCCGUUAAGCAUAGCAGAGGCUUGCCUGAAUUCCUUCAAACUUUGGCCAGUUUUCUGCGUCGUAAGACCGAUUUCUAUAUCAAAGACGAGCAAAAAGGAUGGGAGGCUCUUCUGCUGAAUGUCUUUCGCAAGGAAUACAAAAUUCAUGCCACCUCGCAUAAGGACCAAGAUGCUGAUAAUCUGAAAAAUUAUGCCCAUCGUGAUGAACUUGCCAGAGCUAUAGCAGAUAUAGAUGAUCUUGGUAAAUUUCUACCAAAUGCUGGCAAUGGUUGUACUUUGGACCAGUACAUGUGGACUCAAACCCUAAAGGAAGUAGAAAUUGAAAUCCCCUUUAAGGUGUUAUUCGAUUUGCGUAUUGAAAAUCUCGAUAUUCACAUUGUUAAACUAGACGAGUGUGUUUGGGUUCUUCAGGAUACUAAAACUGUUUUAAUUACAUUGCAAAAAAUUGAUCAAAACUCUUGGUGGGAUCGCUUGGUGAUGACAGAUCCAGAAAUUGCCCUAAGUAAAAUUGAACCAGAGCCAUCAAAACUUAAUGAAUUAAAUCCUAAUGAGCGUAAAAUGAUGGAAAAGCUGAUAUAUGAGGAACGUCAAAAGGAUUUGGGCUUAUACACCGAUUUAAAUCAAACCAAAGAAGAUUGAUUUAAGAAAUUCAAACCAUUGAAAUAAAGAUACAUCAUAUCCUUAUAGAA